AUGACGCUAAUAUUGGACGCCCGCAACGGCAACGACUUCGCCACUGGACAGCAAGCAGACGAGCAGCUGGCCCAGGAUCGUCUGCAUGAGCACGGAGAGGGAGACGUUGAGUCAGUAGAGCACAGCCGUGCUGAAGGACCAGAUGCCGAGGAGAGGGAAGAAGAUGAUGGUGAAGAGGAGACUGCUUUCAAAGACGUCGGGAAUCUCGACAAACAAGAUGCUGAGGAAGUACUAAAGAGUGUUGAUCGUUAUCGCGUCGCACUUGCGGCAGUAGACGGCUUGUUCCUGCAGGGUGAAGGGCAGACAAGCAACACACGGCACGUAUCUUUGAUGCAGUGUUGUCAUGAAAAUGAUACUCGCGGCUUAGGUUUAGGCCCUUGGUACGUUGUGUAG
Molecule: messenger RNA, 393 nt
Organism: Peronospora matthiolae
Lineage: Eukaryota; Oomycota; Peronosporomycetes; Peronosporales; Peronosporaceae
Source: the annotation of a GenBank genome assembly